Messenger RNA from Carcharodon carcharias (great white shark), 1914 nucleotides. RefSeq names its product fukutin (gene fktn). Bases 131 to 1507 code for a protein of 458 amino acids. The transcript has 10 exons. Lineage: Eukaryota; Metazoa; Chordata; Chondrichthyes; Lamniformes; Lamnidae. Gene Ontology annotation, cellular component: Golgi membrane. The record is from RefSeq and is a predicted model, not a curated record.
GGCGGGGCCUGGUUGCUGGGAGACGGUUGGGAGGGUGCGAGGAGACGGAGAUCGGGACCCGGAGAACGGAAGAAGCGGAGCGGCCGAUUUUGCCGAGGAGGUUAUUGGAAGACAGGACGAGUGAUGACCAAUGCCUCGAAUCAAUAAGACUAUCAUAUUGAUCCUCCUGACUGUAAUAAGUUCCAUAUUUCUGUUGUUUCAGCUGUAUUAUUAUAAAGAAUACUUUUCAUCAAAGAAUGGGGCAGACAUUUCUGGUUUCAAAGGAAGUUAUUCCAUGGAAGACAGUGUGCACUGGAAAGUGGUCAAAAAGUUUCUUGGCUUGGUAUCGGUCCACAACAUUCCUUUAUAUCUCAUUGAUCCUUUGGUUUUGGGACGGAUGAAUGAGAAUAUUCACCAUGAGGAAAGUACAGGCAGUGGGCUGACCUGCAAGUACCUGUGUGUACCCAGGGACUUCACCACAUUUGCACUAUUGGACAAAUUUUGGAAAAAUGAAGUGUUCCUGAAGAAAGAAGCUGAAGAGGAGGGUUUUCAGUGGAUGGAGCUGAGUGGUAAAGACCCAAGGCUGGCUGGAAUGGAUGGUCUUUCUGGUACAGAAAUUCCAUUGCACUACAUCUUUAAGCUACAGAAUCACGCUAUCCACUUGGUGGUAUUUUAUGAAAGGAGCGGCAACUUCCUAUGGCACGGGCAGCUGCGGCUCAAGCAAAAUGCGGACAAAAAAUUUGUGCACUUCCGAAAGCUGCAAUUUGGGCGUUACCCUGGAGCCUUCAACAAAUCUGAGCUGCAUCUGGCUUCAAUUGAUGGACUAGAAAUCCAUGUUCCUAAGGAAAUAGCCAAUUUUCUAGAAGAGGUUUCUCAUUCCAGGUUUGUUGAAUGCAGAUACAAGGAAGCAAGAAUGUUUUAUCAGGUGUACCCUGAAGACACAUCCCAAGGUGCUAUGGAAUUUAAGAAAAAGGCAAAGGAUUUGCUUCAUCGGGCUGCAAAGAUAUUGAAUCGACAGGACGUGCCAUUCUGGCUCAGCAGUGGAACGUGUCUAGGGUGGUUCAGACAAUGUAAUAUCAUCCCAUACAGUAAAGAUGUGGAUUUGGGAAUAUUGAUAAAGGAUUAUAAGGCUGACAUUAUCACAGCGUUCCAGAGGGCUGGACUUCCAUUGAAACAUAAGUUUGGUAAAGAGGAGGACAGUCUAGAGCUUUCCUUUCAGGCAGCGGAUGUGAAACUGGAUAUCUUCUUCUUCUAUGAAGAGGAUGAUUACAUGUGGAAUGGAGGAACCCAGGCCAAAACUGGCAAAAAAUUCAAAUACAUAUUUCCUAAAUUUACCCUGUGCUGGACUGAAUUUCUGGAACUGAAAGUACGCGUCCCCUGCAAAACACUCCCGUAUGUGGAAGCAAACUAUGGCAAGAACUGGGAAAUCCCUGUAACCAGUUGGGAUUGGAAAAGUUCACCAGCAAAUGUGCAAGAAAAUGGCAUUUGGCCUAUUGGAGACUGGGAUGAAGUCAUCCAGAUACACUGAGCAUGGCUGAAACAAAAUUGGGGGUGGGGUUGGGUAUGGGAUAAAGGAGGAGCAUUGAUGCAACAAAUGAACCAGAACUACAUGGAAAAGGGCGACUUUAAUGUUUGAUUCUCUCCACUGAGAGGAUUACUAAUCACAGCACCUGGAGCUGAUCAGGUGAAGGCUGUCCAUUGGCAUUAAUAGUGGUAAAGGUUUCCCUCCGAAUAAAGUAAGCCUCUUAUGACAUAGAAAGGCAGUUUGCAGACUGAAUUUCCCGAAACAGACCAGACAUUUAGAAACUACAUUAAUCAAGCCUUAAAUUUCAUGUUUAGAAUAACAUUCUGCCAGUGAAAGUUGUGGAUUGGAACUAUUUUGUAAAUGUUGUGCUACUGAAUGCUUUUUUACUUCAGAUUAAAAUGUUAACUUAU